AUGGCAAAGAAGAAGAAGGGAUCCAAGGCAAACAAGAACAAACAACCACAACAGAGGAAGGAAGAUGAUAUAGGAGACAGCCAGAAUCACAAUGAAGGUGAUGGAAAUGGAGAUGUCCAACUGGACCUAGAUCAAGAACAUAAUCAACAAGAUACAACAGACCAUUUGGAAGUACCCAAUGAUCAUAGGUCUCUACUUAAAGAACCCGAGGUUGGGUUAGAUUCCAAGGAUGUCACUGACCAAGAAUCUGAUAAUGAUGAAAAACAAGAUGUACAUGUUUCGGAAGAAGAGGUAACAAAUGAUGAAGAACAAGAUCAGGUACCGCUGAAUGAAGACGAUGAUGCACAAACACAGGACUUUGGUGGUAAUGAUGAAGUCGAGCAAACUGAAAAGUCCAAGGGAACCGUUGAACUUAUUGAAGAUGUUGAUAAAAAUGGGAAUGGAGACAAGAGUAUAGACGCUGACCUUAAAGAUGAUUACCAAACAAAUGAAGAUCCAAAUAACACUACAAUCAACUCUACGGAUAAUAUCACCUCAAACGAAAGUGUGGGUGUCGAACUUAAGGAUAACCAGAAUUCAACAGAGCAGAACUCAACUACUGACAAACAUGAAGAGUAUGAGGCCCCUAAACUUGAAACUACAGACACCAAUGAUGAAACUAUACAGCAUACAACACAAGAAACAGAUGGUUCGAAUGAAACAAAUAAUGGUGACUCAACGAGAGAUAGGAGUGUAACAGAACACAUGACUGAAUUGUCCUCGGCUACUGAUGCUCCAAAAGGUAUAGAAAAUGUUGAACCCCCACCAAAGAAGCUUGAACCUACAAUAUUGAAUGGAAUAUCACCAGGUCCUUUUUCAAUUCAUGAUAUAAUCACUGAAAUUCCACUACAUAAUCCUGAUGUCAAAGGAUCAGAACAUUCUUUCCCAACCUAUGUUGAAAAACUUGAUGAUCAUAUAUAUAUAGGUACAUCUCAUGGUGAAUUGCUUCAUUUCUUCAAAAUUGAAAAUGAAUAUAUUCUUGUAUCAAGAAAUAGUUUCCAUCAAGCAAGAACAAAACCAAUCACAAAAAUUCUUUUAUUACCGAAGUUAGAAAAAGCGUUAGUGUUGUCUGGUGGUUUAUUUUCAUGCUUUUUAUUACCAGAAUUCUCACCUGCAAAUAUUGGUAGAGUUAAAGAUGUGAAUGAUAUUAGUCUGGACCAUGAUCAUUCUGCAAAAAACGAUGCUACCGGUGUUCAUGUUGCGGUUUAUUCAAAUCAAAGAAUACGUAUAAUAAAUGUCACACCAAAAGCUCUUAGAUUAGUGAAAGACAUAGCAUAUCCUGAUUCACAAAAGGGUUUAAGAAGAUCUGAAUAUUCAUUAGUUGCAUCAAAAGAAAACUAUGAUCUUAUUGAUUUAGAAAACACCCAGAAGAUUCCAUUAUUUCCUAUAUUAACAGUUCAAGAUGAAACUGGUGGGCAUACUGAUAAAUUAGAGCCAUUCAUUUUACCAGUUGGACAUGAUGAAUUCUUGCUGACAUGUGGUUUGUCACAAGAUGAGCCAGCAAUGGGUUUGGUAGUCAAUGUCAACGGUGACAUUUCAAGAGGUACAAUACCGUUCUCCAAAUAUCCUGAAUCUAUUGGUGUUGUGGAUCCUUAUACAAUUGCAACUUUCGAUGGUAAUAUAUCAAUCAAUUCCUUAAAUGACCAAACUGAAGUUCAAACUAUUGAGUUUAAUAACCCUAUUAAAGUAUGCAAUAUAACAUCACCAUUUAUUGAACCACAUCCAGAACUAAUAGAUUUAAUUAAACGUGUACCUAUAGUUGGUCAAAAUAAAGAACAAGAAGUUCAAGAAUUUGAUUUUGCCUCCAAGACUGCUACAAUAAGCUCUUCUUUGGUAACGUUUUGUACUGAUUUCAUCAAAAUAUUAUUACCACAACCAAGAUUAAUCAGACUUAUCAAAUUUACAAGCGUUCAACAAUUAGAAGAUGAAAUUAAGUCAAUAGAUGGAAGUACAGAACUGGGAGUUAUUGAACUGGAGUAUAUUAAUAUAUUGAUAGCCUUAACACUACUCAAAAAUAGAACAUAUAACCAAGCGUUUGAAGUUUGGACAUCUGGUAUUAUUGAUCCUAGGUUGUUGGUUUAUAUCUUCAAGUAUGAAGUCUUUGGGACAUUAUGGCUCUUCAAUGGUCUUAAAGAUGUUGUUGAUGAAUUGAGAAAAGGUAUAAAGGAAACGAAAUUUAGAAAGUUUUUUGUGAAGUUUUUGGAUAAAUGGAUCGAAAAGGAAUCUUUUAUUGAAAAUCAAGAUAUUUUAAAGUCUAUAGAAUUGGCUGACUUGAAAGAGUCAUUAGAUGAUGAUAUUAAGAUAUUGAAUAUAGUUGAUAGAUAUACAAAUGUUGCAUUGGAUGAUAUAGUGGAUAUAUUGAAAUCAAAUAAGAAGUUUACUGCAUUAGCAAAAGUUUAUACAAAACAAGAAAAAUAUAGAGAGGUCCUAGGUAUAUAUAAGGAUUUGGUUGAUGGAAAAAAGCCGUCGCAUGCUUUGAAAAAAGAUGAUGGAUUGACAUUGGUGAUUGAUCUAAUUUACAAACAUUUCAGUAAAGAUGAAGAUUUAGUUUGGGAAACUGGACUAUGGUUAAUAAAGAAAAAUCCAGAGUUGGGGUUGAACUAUUUCCAAAAUGAGAACUUGGAUAUAAAAAUCAAAGAUGAGACUGUUUUGAUCUCCAAAAUAGAUGAUGUAUCCUUAAAGUACAAAUACGUUGAAAAGUUAUUGGUCAAACUAAACAAAGAGAAGAUGAAAACAAAUCUAGUGAAAAAUUUAUACAAAACUGAAUUGAAAAGUUUGAAUGAUAGGAUUAAAGCAUAUAGAAACCAUUCCAAAUCAUAA
Molecule: messenger RNA, 2859 nt
Organism: Hansenula ciferrii
Lineage: Eukaryota; Fungi; Ascomycota; Saccharomycetes; Phaffomycetales; Wickerhamomycetaceae
Product: CORVET complex subunit VPS3
Exons: 1
Coding region: 1-2859 (952 amino acids)
Biological process (GO): autophagy; endosomal vesicle fusion; vesicle-mediated transport
Cellular component (GO): cytoplasm; fungal-type vacuole membrane
Source: RefSeq, a predicted model, not a curated record